CAACUUCUCAACCCCUUUCGCCCAUAUAAACCUGCAAAAAUGAAGCCAAUCAAAGUAGUUAUCGCCAUUGCCAUUACAGUGGUGAUAAGCACCGCACUCACGAUGAACAGCAUCAACGACGACAACGUGGACAUAUCCGAACAGAAACCACCGACAACAGCAACGGCAACGGCGGCAAGAAGAGCGAGCCGUUUCCUGGCGGAGCAGAAGAACCCGAGAGCGGCGGACCACUGCAAGAACGACGACGAGAUCUGCUAUGUGGUGGAAGGGAACAACUCCACGUGCUGCAACAACAAGUGCAUGGACUUGGGCUACGAUAGACACAACUGCGGUGCAUGCAAGAAGAAAUGCAAGUUCACGCAUUCGUGUUGCAGAGGGGAGUGCGUGAACCUGGCGUAUGAUAAGCGCCACUGCGGGGAAUGCAACAAUCGCUGCAUGCCUGGAGGUUUCUGUAUAUACGGCCUCUGCAAUUAUGCCUAACAACUUAUAUAUGUUUCUUUUGGUCGUGUAUACACUUACAAAUGUCUUAGUUUUGAUUGGUGGUUAUUUUACAAAACUUUGUGGUGACUGAAUUAAUAUAUUAAUAAAGAUGAUGAGAUUCAUAAUUUAUAUAUGUAACUAUGGCGUAUUAUAUUUUUACUAGUUAAUGGUAAUUAAUGUAUG
Messenger RNA from Ipomoea triloba (trilobed morning glory), 663 nucleotides. RefSeq names its product stigma-specific STIG1-like protein 3. Lineage: Eukaryota; Viridiplantae; Streptophyta; Magnoliopsida; Solanales; Convolvulaceae. The transcript has a single exon. The record is from RefSeq and is a predicted model, not a curated record. The coding region runs from base 40 to 480 and encodes 146 amino acids.